AUUCACAUACUCCUCACACUUUCAUCAUUGCAAAAACCAUUUCCCAUAUAAAGAAAAUUCCAUCAACUAAAAAUAUACAGAAUUCGAAAAUCACUCUCAAACCAUUUUCUUUUCUCUCUUUUCCUCUUCCAAUUUUCCCUCUUCAUUUUCCUUCACUUUUCUCUCGUUUUCUCGCACAACAAACCCUAACCCUAACCCUAACCAGCACGUUUUCUUCCUUACCGGCGACACAUGGAGAUGUCAAUGGAAGAUUUGCGCUCGUUUGAAAUCCUCUCCAUCAUUCUCACCGCUUUUUUCCGUUUUGUUCGUUCUCCUCGAAUACCCCAACAUUUUAUACCGAUUACGCAAAGUAAACCUAGUUUCACUGCUGCGUUUUAAGGUUUCUUCUUCAAAUUUCGCUUUUCAAUUGUUUAAUUACCCCUUUUUUGCUCGAAAUUGUUGACUUGUUACUCGUGAUUUAUUGCAUUUGUCAAAUAUUUUCUGUUAGUAUGAAUUUAUUUAUCAAAUCUUUGAAUAUUGAAAGUAAAUUAUUGUUGAAUUUGAGAAAUUACUGUUGUGGUAUGCUUCUAGGGUUUGAAAUCUUGAUAAUAGCUUAGGAGAUUAUUAUUUUUUAGAAUUUCAGAGAAAGUUUUCGUUGAAUUUGUGUUCUUGUUGGUUAUUGAAUUUGAAAUUUCGUAUUUUCGGUGGAAAAAUUUGAAAUGGGUGGGAAGUUGGAAUUGGGGUCUUGUUCGAAUGUUGGUGGUUCGAAUAAUCUGAGAGAGAAAGGUGCGAGGAUUAUACUGAGACACAUUAGAGCUCAAGGGCAUCCUUACAUCGAGUUACGUGAGAAUGGGAAAAAGUAUAUAUAUUUCUGUGUUUUGUGUCUUGCUCGAUGUUAUAGUGAUAGUGUUGUGUAUGAUCAUUUGAAGGGUAAGCUUCAUAGGUCUAGAUUAGAUUAUGCUAGACGUACUUUGAUGAAGCCGAAUCCGUGGCCUUUUAGUGAUGGUCUUAUAUUCUUUGAUAAUUCAUCUGAGGGUGAUAAAGAACCGGAAACUGUAAAUGGUAACCGAAAUAGAUUGUUGAAGCUAAUUGAAAGUGGCAACGACAAUUGUCGUGCCAUUGUGGCUUUUAAUGAAGAGGCUCAGUCAGAUGCUCAACCAAUUGCAAGGGAUGAUACACAAGCUGAUGGUUCUAUGUCGGUGAUUCCAUGUUUGAAGAUUGCAAGUGAAGCUACUAAUGUGAAAGUUAGGAAAAUUGGCUUGGGGAAGAUUUCUGCUAGGUUUGCUGAGAAGUAUGGCUCUUUAGGGAAUGAAAUUAGAAGAAUUUGGUGUGAAUGGUUAGGAAAAGAGAAUAAUCAACAAGAUGACACUGAGGUUCAAGAGCAUGAUUUUGCGGUUGUAGUUUUCCCUUAUAGCUAUGAUUUGGGUCGGGACAAAGUGCUUGAGGUCGAGGAUGCUAAGUCAUUACUCCCAUCCUCCUCUAUGCUAGAACUGGAAGAUGAGAGGGAAAGUGGUCGAAAGAGAAAAGAACCAUCGUCUGACGUUGAAGAUGUUGAUGAAAUUCGCAGGCACUAUGCUUCAGAAGAGUCUCCACCUUUGAGGAAUGCCCCCUCAACAUUGACGCUUGAUCAAUCCAACAGUCAGCUUCUUCAAACUAACUUUGUUUCAAACAGGGCGAUCAGGAAGGCAAUCAGACGGCGAGAGCGCUUAGCAGCAGAAAAAGUAUGCAACAUCUGUCAACAAAACAUGAUUCCUGGUAAAGAUGUAGCCACUUUUCUGAAUCUGAAGACUGGAAGAGUAGUUUGUUGCAGUCGGAAUCCAACUGGGGCGUUUCAUGUGUUUCAUACAGCCUGCGUCAUACACUGGAUACUCUUGUGCGAAUAUGAAAUGAUCACAGAUCGUUUAGUUAAUCAAAAUGCUUGCCAAAAAGGAAAGAAAAAGAUUGUAACAGGUUCUGGUAAAGAAGACAGGGAUAUAAAACACGUUUUCUGUCCAGAGUGUCAAGGUGCUGGUCUGAUCAUUGCUGAUGGGUUGGAGCAACCAAAAUUGUGUUCUCUGUCCCAGAUGUUUCGACUGAAAUUAAAGAUAAUUCUACAACGCAAAGAAUGGAUCAAGAGUUCUGAAGAUUUGCAGAAUUGCUCAAUUGGGUUUCACUUCCCUUCGGAAUCUGAAGAGAUAGCUGAGGAAAAUGUGGAGCCAAUAAAAAUGUUGCAGUUCUAUCGUGCUGAUGACGAGCAUGUUGUGAGUAAGAAUUGUGCGAAUGUUGCAUAGGGUUUGUUGACUGCUGUAUAUCCGAGUACAUACAUUCGCUUUGCAUUCUUAAGAAUUAUGGGUAGCUUUUUAAGUAGAUGUAGGUUGAAAAAGACGAGUUAUAUAACCUCGCAGACAGUCUCCAUAUUUAACAUUGUGUAUACACACGUUCUUAUGACAUGAUAUGUACAUGCUAAAGGAAUGUCAAAUAUCGUUCUAGACUUCCAGUAAUUUAUUUCCCAAUUAUGUAGUUAAUCAUUGUUAUGCACAA
Molecule: messenger RNA, 2499 nt
Organism: Medicago truncatula (barrel medic)
Lineage: Eukaryota; Viridiplantae; Streptophyta; Magnoliopsida; Fabales; Fabaceae
Exons: 4
Coding region: 699-2249 (516 amino acids)
Source: RefSeq, a predicted model, not a curated record